This is a messenger RNA of Pogoniulus pusillus (Red-fronted tinkerbird), 1953 nucleotides long. RefSeq names its product leucine rich repeat containing 74A (gene LRRC74A). Gene Ontology annotation, molecular function: protein binding. The record is from RefSeq and is a predicted model, not a curated record. NCBI's taxonomy places the organism in Eukaryota, Metazoa, Chordata, Aves, Piciformes, Lybiidae.
AUGCCGGCUCGAACCUGGCCCCCCCCGUACGCUGCUCUGGGGCCGCCCCCGGGCAGCUGCGGAAGGCGCCUGAGGCAGCCGCAGCUGGGCGGCCCUGGUGGGGCCGUGUCCCCCCUGCCGCGGCUGAGGCAGGAGCGCAGCCGAGGCCUCGCCCCGCCAAGCCUCCCCAGCCUUCGGGUGCCUGCCGCAGGGCCGGCUCUGGCAGCAUUGCGAGUUGUGACCCUAAGCAGGGUGACGGCAGGCUUACUGUCCAUCCUGAAAUUCGUGUGUUGUGCCCUGUUCUCCAACGAUCCAUACAAAAAUGAACAUUUCCAGGUUACUUUUUUCCCCUGGAGGGCCACUCAACAAAUAAAGCCCUGUUUACUCCAGAUGAGUGUGUACAAUGAAGUCAAGGCUUGUGUCAUCCCUGCCUUUUGUGCAGACAAGAGCUGCUGUGGAGGUGUCUGUGAACUACUUUUUACAGAGGAGAAAAAGCAAAGGAACGUGCUUCUUGCCGGUGGUGACAUGGAGAAAGACUCUGAGAAGGACACAGAUCAGAAUGAAGAGGUGCCCAAAAUCAAUGAGUCUUUGGAGUCUGUGUCUCUGACUGAUGCCUCAGCAAAGAAGGCCACAGAAAGGUCUGACACUGACCUAGAAGUUGAAGACUCUGAGAAGGCCUUUGCAAAGAUCACAGAUGCAGAGCUGUACUUGGAAGCAUGCAGGUUGAUGGAGGUUGUGCCUGUUUCACACUUUAUUGAGAACCUGACAAAGCCUUAUAUAAACCUGAACCACCACGGUCUAGGACCCAAAGGUGUCAAAGCCAUUGCUAUUGCUCUGGUGUCCAACACAACUGUCACCCAUCUAGAGUUGGAAGACAAUUGCAUUCAGGCAGAAGGAGCUGUAUGCAUAGCUGAGAUGCUACGAGAGAAUUCUUCCCUUCAAGAACUGAACAUCUCUAAUAACCAUCUAGACAGAGCAGGAGCUGAAGCCAUUGCAAAUUUGCUUUCAGAAAACCUGUCCUACCUCCAUGCUCUUCAUCUCUCAGGAAACAAUUUUGGAGAGGAGACUGCACUGUACUUCGCUGAGGCAUUAAAGGGCAACUACCAAGUGAAGGAGCUGGACCUCAGCCACAAUGAUUUCUCUGAGAAGGGAGGACAGCUCCUGGGACAGAUGCUUGCCAGCAAUACAAGACUGGAGAUUCUGGACCUGAGCUGGAACCAUCUGAAGAGGAAUGGGGCAGCAGCGCUGGGCACAGGUCUGAGGACCAAUGCUGCACUGAAAAUCCUCAACCUUUCUUGGAAUGGCAUUGGCAACCAGGGGGCACUGGCGCUAGGAGAAGCUCUCAAAGUCAAUAACGUGCUGGUUCACCUGGACAUCAGCAACAACCAGAUCUACAAUGAUGGAGCAAAGAAGCUCUGCAAAGGCCUUGAAGUCAAUGGAAAGCUCAAAAUUCUGAAGAUGGCAAAUAAUCCUCUGACCCUGGAAGGUGCCACAGCACUAGUCACAUCUGUUAGAAAGAACUCCAACUCCAUGAUGGAGGAGAUCAACAUCUCAAAUGUCUUGGUGAAUGAAACUUUUGUCAAGUUGCUGGAUUUGGUGUAUCAAAUGCAUCCUGAACUAGAUGUCAUCUAUGGUGAGGUUGAAGGUCAUAUUGCCAAGAUCCCCAAGCAACAUCCAAAUCCCAUGAAAGUCAUUCAGAAAUAUUUGAAAGAGCACAACCUGCAACUCUGGGACUUUUUUUGGAAUAUUGACAAGGAUGGAAACACGAAGAUCCCUGUGGCAGCAUUCCGGAAAGCCAUGAUGCAGCAAUCAAGCAUCCCACUGGAUCGAGUCCAGAUUAGGGAACUCGUGCGCAAGCUAGACCAUAAUCGGACUGGGUUUGUGGACUAUAGUCACUUAAAAGAGCAGAAGCUAUCACAAAAGCCUGUGGAAGGAGAAACUGAGAAGGCAGAGAAGGAAGAGCCAAAAAAAUGA